Helobdella robusta is the source of this 1275-nucleotide messenger RNA. RefSeq lists its product as hypothetical. The transcript has 12 exons. The coding region runs from base 1 to 1275 and encodes 424 amino acids. Gene Ontology annotation, cellular component: nucleus. The record is from RefSeq and is a predicted model, not a curated record. Gene Ontology annotation, molecular function: mRNA binding. Gene Ontology annotation, biological process: regulation of RNA splicing. NCBI's taxonomy places the organism in Eukaryota, Metazoa, Annelida, Clitellata, Rhynchobdellida, Glossiphoniidae.
AUGCCGUCCCAAUCAACCAACAAUCCAGGUGAAUGUCAACUCUUGAUCCAAUAUGCAACCAAAUUACAAGCGCAAAAAGCAAAGAUGAUGUUGGACGGACAUUCAAUGUUCCCAGGCUGCAACAAACUGAAAGUUGAGUAUUCCAGCCUAUCUGACAUAGAUCACAACCUCUCAUACUCGCAACAAAACUCAAGAAUGUUGGAGUCCAACUCACAACCAUUAUCGUACGUACAAACAUCUAUCGAUCUGGACACAUUAAUUCAGCAGCAGCAGCAGCAACAACAACAACAAUUGCAGUUACAAUCACUUCAACACCUACAGUUGCAGCAACAACAUUCUCAGCAACAGUCUCAGCAACAGUUCAGCAUUGUUGCCCCUUCAACGGCGUUAAUACAAGCACCUGCCACCCAAGUUGCUGAAAUGGUUUACAGCACAGGCGCAAGAGCAGGUGGUAGCGUCAUACUGGCGGCAACUUCGACUGCACUGCUCAACGUGGGCCACGUUGUUCUCGUCUCCAACCUCGACGAGGAGAAAGUCAAUCCAGAUGCUCUUUUCACAUUGUUCGGAGUGUAUGGUGAUGUGAUAAAAGUGAAGAUAAUGUUCAACAAGAAGGACACAGCGCUCAUCCAGUUCAAUGAUCCCAUGCAAGCUCAGACAGCCAUGUUGAAUCUGGACAAGUUGAAGUUGUGGGGCAAGGUGAUAAAAGUCACUCCGUCCAAGCACACCAUCGUUCAAAUGCCAAAGGAUGGACAGUUUGACAUCAACCUGACGAAGGAUUACACCAACUCCACACUUCAUCGCUUCAAGAAGCCCAACAGCAAGAACUACAACAACAUCUUCCCGCCAGCUGCCACCCUCCACCUCUCGAACAUUCCGUCCACAAGUAAGGAGACACUGGUGGCCUUGUUCAGCAAGCAUGGAACGGUCGUCGGCUUCAAGUUCUUCACAAACGUCGUGUCGGCCAACAAGGACUGCAAGAUGGCGCUCAUGCAGAUGAGUUCCAUCGAGGAAGCUGCUUGGCCCUCAUUGCGCUACAUAAGUCUCAUCGACAUCAUCUCUCUCCUUCGUACUAUUUUUUCAUCAACCUUAAAUAUCUCUGUUGCUAUUUCUUGUGUGUGUGUGUGUGCGUGUGUGAUCACUCGAGAAACAAUUAGAGAUCUGCUGGGUGAAUAUGAAGCCAUGCACAACUACCAGCUGGCCGAGACCACUCAUCUUAGAGUUUCUUUCUCUAAAUCUGGCUACAACAUCAUCAUCAUCAUCAACAACAUUCUUUGA